This is a messenger RNA of Ictalurus furcatus (blue catfish), 3433 nucleotides long. RefSeq names its product tRNA methyltransferase 44 homolog (gene trmt44). NCBI's taxonomy places the organism in Eukaryota, Metazoa, Chordata, Actinopteri, Siluriformes, Ictaluridae. The transcript has 11 exons. Gene Ontology annotation, biological process: tRNA methylation. The coding region runs from base 194 to 2116 and encodes 640 amino acids. Gene Ontology annotation, molecular function: tRNA (uridine) methyltransferase activity; metal ion binding. The record is from RefSeq and is a predicted model, not a curated record.
UAUGUCAAAAAGAGUAUUGUCUCCUGUGUUGAGCGUCAACAAGGACUUUUACUUUGAAACAAGUCGUUGCUGCUAGCUAGCAUAACUGAACUGUAAACAUGAACUACUGUAACUCGCAGCAAAUUACACGUGACUUUUUAAGGAUUGCAGUAAGUAACUCGCGUGUUUAGAUUAAACGCGUACACACUCUGAGAUGGACCUCGAGGUUAAAUGCAGUCCGAAAGGCUUUUGGUCUGCGGUUGAUGUUUGGAUAAAGAAGCCUCAUGUAGUGAAUAAGCGGCUGUGCGGAGUGACAGAGACUGAAUACAGAGAUGUGAGCUGUGAGGAGCUCGAGCGCUGUCUCUGUAGUUUCACCGGGAUUAGUCUGCGGGAUUUACCGGAAAUUUUACUUUUCCUGCACGCGCACACUGCACUCACGAGCCACCAGACUGUACCAACCUGGAGUGUAGGAGGGAGAACCAUCAUCCCUAAAGCAGGUCUACAGAGCAGUGCAGCAAAGCUUUACAAGGAGAUUAUUGUUAAAGAUGUGAAUGGACAAACAGUGACAUUUCUGCCAAUUGAAGAAAACACUGAAGGCCACAUCAUUCUGAGGGACAGUAAUAUUUAUCAGAUUCAGCUUCAGGGAAAAACAGAUGAUUCGAUACUGUCUCUUCAUGUCCUGAGACUUGAUCAGUGGUAUAGUGAUGGCGUGGCCUACCCAAAACUCACCUGGCUGACUUCAGAGCUUCUCCCUAAACUAGCACGCUGGGCCACAGAGAGCAAAGCCACAGAGUUCAAGAGUACUCUGUCUCUCAUUCCUGUCGAAAAGUACAGCAUACUCUACCAGCAGCUGAAAAACAAAUACAGAGAGCUUGUCAAGGUCUGGCCUGAAGUUACUGAUCCUGAGAAAUUUGUCUUUGAAGAUGUGGCCAUUGCUACAUAUCUUCUUGUUUUAUGGGGUGAAGAGCGAACUGAAAAAGGAAUAACAUCCAAACAGUCUUUUGUGGACCUUGGUUGUGGAAAUGGCCUCCUUGUCCACAUAUUAAACAAUGAAGGGCAUCCUGGAAAGGGAAUUGACAUUCGCAAGCGAAAGAUCUGGGACAUGUAUGGACCCAAUACACACUUAGAGGAAAAGGCAAUCACGCCCAGCGCUGCGUUCCUCUUCCCUGAGACGAACUGGCUGAUUGGAAACCACUCCGAUGAGCUCACGCCAUGGAUCCCCGUUAUAGCAGCCAGAUCAGCCUACUACUGCCGCUUCUUUGUGCUCCCUUGCUGCUUCUUUGACUUCUGUGGGAAGUACCAGCGCCGACAGUGUAAGAAGUCUCAGUACAGGGAGUAUGUAGACUUCAUCAGUGAGGUCAGUGCAGCAUGUGGCUUCCAAACAGAUGAAGAUUGUCUGAGGAUUCCUUCCACCAAGCGGGUCUGCCUAAUUGGGAAGAGUAGGAGUUAUGAGCAGGCUCAGGAAGAUUUAGCAGAAGUGAAAAGAACAGAUUACAUUAGGGGACGGCAGGCCUUAAUCAACAACUCGGCAGUUGUCACUCAGAAAGAACACAGUGGACCUCAUCAUCAUGGAGAUGGACAGGAGAUGGCCAAAGCAGGAUGCGACUGGGGAAACGGCUUUCAGCCGAGGGAGAAGAUCGAGACAGUCAGAAACUGUGCAGCUCUCCCUAGAGACUUUGUAGAUGGUGUCGUCUUGAAGGUGGCGAUGACCUUGUUGGGACUCCCUGGAGAGAAAACGGAGGAGGAGGAAGAGAACGAGAUUGGAAAGGAGAGAAUUAGAUGGAAUGCAGGAGGCUCUCUCUCAGUCCGUGAGGUAGCUGAGCUACUGGACCAGUCCACAUUACAGACACUGAAGAAGGAGUGCGGAGGACUACAGACUCUGCUGAAAAACAACCAUCAAGUGUUCAGAGUGCAAGGUGGAAAGGUUCACAUGCGUGACUGGCGCACUCAGGGCACUCAGACUGCCCUGAAUCGUAAAUCCCAAAUCUCAGGAGCAUUAAAAACUCGGCUCUGCUGGUUCCACACUCACCACCCUGAUGGAUGCCCACUGUCCAGCAAAGACUGCGUUUUUGCCCAUGGAACUGAUAACCUCCGACCCUCAACACGCCCCCUGAAAAAGCACAGUAGCUCACCAUGAUCGAUGCACAGAACUUUUGUAUAUUCAAACAUGGAUUGAAACUCCAUGAAGACUCGCAGUGGUUUUGUUUUUAACCUUUAGCUUAAAGGAGAAUUCAGAACAAUUCUCGGCUUUGGAAAUUUGUCUUCUCUGUGUGUAAGUUAUCGAUACUGUCUUGGCUUUUUAUUUUUUGCUGUUGUUUGUAUAGCAACAGAUCAAACUGAAUUUCUUCUUUAAAAAUAAUAACAUUUAAACACAUGAACUCAGUAAUGACCACACAAUACAACUCUUGCUUUUUGAAGGGAUUUACCCCAUUGGGACAUAAAAACCUUUGUGUAUGUGCCUGGGGUACCAUGUGCUAAAUGUUAAAGGCAUAAAUAAUUUGCCAUGCGGUGUGGGGGGCAGGUUAUUGUCCCGCUUCUCAAAUGUCACUGGACAGGAUGUCUAUGCUCUAUACAAUAAACUGAGGCUCCAGGGUUUAUUAUUGAUGGUGAGGUGUAAAAAUCAAUUUAAUUUACUUUCAUUUUAAAAGUAAAGGGACAUGUGAGAAUAGCAAUAGUGCUCAAGUUGCUUCUUGGGAGUUAAUUUAAAAUGGGAAAUCUUCCUAGAAAUGUUAUUAGGUUUCAGGAAGAACGUGGUGCUGCCUUUUCACCAUUCGCCUGAAUUUUUCUUGUAAUAUGACCUACUUAUUUCACCCCAUAAAGAUGAACCUUAUUUCCUUUAUGCAGUCUACUAAAGUAAUGCUAAUUAGAUAUUAAUUACUCAUAAUUGAUGGAAGUUCAUUCCUGUAGUUUGGGUCAUUGUAUAUGAUUUUUUUGUGGAGGAAAACCUAUUGAAUGUUUCAUAAAAUGAAUCUUGAUCUGUAACAGAAACGUCGCUCGGUGAUGCGCUCUCUCUCUCUCUCCCUCUCUCUGUCUCUCUCUCUGCCUCUCUCUCUGCCUCUCUCUCUGCUUCUCUCUCUGCCUUUGCCCUGGUGAGAAUAAUAAGUCAAAAAGGCAGCCUGCUGUUUCUUACUCGUAUGGAAGAAGCUUGGCACAACUUUGAACAGGAUCCUCUGGGACCAUGCUAAUGAAGGCACACAGUCCUGUAGCAGGCGGUAGAUUCAAAAAGCAUCACAGGUUCUUUUCAUCUUGACUGGGUGCUUAAUAAGUCUGCAGUGUUGGGGUGGGAAGUGUGAAGUAGCCCUGUAACCAUCUUCUCUCUCUCUCUCUCGAAGUACACAUACUAAGUCACAGAGCAGACCUUUCUGUGAGAAACACAUUUGACUAAUUGAGCCAUUUUUGCAGUCAAAAUAAAUGUGGUCUAAAGGAAAGCAUGAAGUAACUGUGAUGUGUGUGU